Molecule: messenger RNA, 972 nt
Organism: Leptosomus discolor (cuckoo roller)
Lineage: Eukaryota; Metazoa; Chordata; Aves; Leptosomiformes; Leptosomidae
Source: RefSeq, a predicted model, not a curated record
CAGUGCCUUACUGCCUUGUGAAAGAGGUACAAAAUGGCUUACAGCGUGACUCUGAAUGGACCUGGACCAUGGGGUUUCCGACUGCAAGGGGGCAAGGACUUCAACAUGCCCUUGACCAUCUCCAGAAUCACCCCUGGCAGCAAGGCAGCACAGUCACAGAUGAACCAAGGGGACCUUGUGGUAGCCAUUGAUGGAGUCAACACUGACAGCAUGACCCAUUUAGAGGCCCAGAACAAAAUCAAGUCAGCCAGCCACAACUUGAGCCUCACUCUUCAGAAAUCUAAACGUCCAGUGCCAGUUUCAACCACAGCACCCAGAAUUGACUCUCCCAGGGCUGUAAUUCCCCACCAGAAGGAACCUGCUUGGGAAAUCAAUGGCAACAGAACAACCUUCAGUCCUCUAACUAACACGGCGACUGGGCCUAUGGGUAGUAUUUUAGCAACCAAUGGAGCGUUUUCAGGCUACCUCAACAAGCAAGAGAUCAGCUUUUCAAAUAGCUCUUCCUACUUAAAGACUACCACAGUUAGAUCUUCUGUGUCCUCUCAGUCUGUGACUCCUGACGUUUCACCUGCAAAGAGUAAUCUAGGUUCAAAACUAAGCCCUGUAUUGACUGAUGGCAAUAGCCCUAUACACCAGCUGAGCCCUGCAAAGCAGUAUAACAACCCUAUUGGCCUUUACUCAGCAGAGACUCUAAGGGAAAUGGCUGAGAUGCAUAAAUUAAGUCUCAACCGAAGGGCUUCGGAAGGUGGACUUCCUAGAGGUACCCUUCCUAUUAAAGAUCCACACAUAGACAGUGCCUCUCCGGUGUAUCAGGCUGUGCUUAAAACUCAGAACAAGCCUGAAGAUGAAACCGAAGACUGGAGUCGCCGUUCUGCCAAUCUGCAGUCUAAGUCUUUCCGCAUCCUGGCCCAGAUGACUGGAACUGAGUACAUGCAAGAUCCAGAUGAGGAAGCCCUGAGGAGGUCAAGGUAG